This is a messenger RNA of Lachancea mirantina, 951 nucleotides long. The record is from the annotation of a GenBank genome assembly. NCBI's taxonomy places the organism in Eukaryota, Fungi, Ascomycota, Saccharomycetes, Saccharomycetales, Saccharomycetaceae.
AUGAAAUUGAUCACUUUUCCAGGGCAGGGAUCACCAAUUGGCCUCGACGCGUUUGAAUCGUAUUUGACACGGAAUUUUAAUGGGUUUAAUCGAGUUUUUCAGGCCUCUAAGUAUGCAGAUAUCGUUAAAUCCAUUGGUGCUCGCAAGACGAGCGCCGACUCUAUUGUAGGUUGUUCAGGGCUUCUGUUCGAGGCUUACCAGCUGGAAAAUGGGACACAGGAGCAAUUGUGCUUUUUGGGACAUUCGCUGGGCGAAUUGUCAUGUCUUGCAGCGGGAAAUCACUUGUACGAUAUCCCCACUACGAUGAAUAUCGCCAGAAAAAGACAUGAGCUCAUGGUAGCCACAACAAGGCAAUACAAGGUCACAAGGGGACUCGAGGAUAUGCAAUUCGCAAUGUGGGCCAUCACAGCACCCAAAAGUACCGAUCUUCGCAGAGAUUUGGAGCGAAUAAUAUCUAAGAUGCAAUCUCUUGGGGCAAAAUCCUUGCAACUGGCAAACGUCAACGCAAAGACACAAUGUGUUGUCACGGGCUUUGAACAAGAUUUGGAAGCAUUGAAGCAAGUUCUCGCGCAAGGCAACGCCAUUCGUUUCAAAAGCAUACCUCUCGCCAACCCUGAUGGUAUCCCGUUUCACAACAGUGAAGUUCUUUCACCGAUUAUUGAACCCCUGAAAGAUUUUAUGUGGAAAAAGCUUAAAAGAACCGGUUCUCACACCAAGCGUAAAUUAGAUCAUCCGAUCAUCUCAAAUGUCAGCGGCUGCUGCGAAACAGACGUAGAUACUGCUAUUUCGAAUUUCGUCUCUGGAAGCACGAAAACAGUCGAGUUCAUUAGUUGCUGCGAGACCAUAGACGCACUUGAAAUUUCAACAUCGGCUAAUAUUGGACCGGGCAACGUAGUUGGCGUUUUGGUGAAGAGAAAUUGCGGCAUAGGCGCCAACUUCGACUGGAGUUGA